AUGGCCGGCGCUACAUACAGUGCUCAUAAAUUAUAUUUGCUUAUCUUGCCUCAAACCUUUACAGAUGUUGAGCAUCCGCUGAUGCGAUGUCAAUCCUACAAUGUCUCUGUGCUAGGCGAAGGCUAUCCCGGAAUUGCACAACGGCGACUUUGUACUACCAAUGGUGCAUUAUUGGCUUAUGUAAUAGCUCAUUUAUUCAUCAACCUCGUCGCAUUGGUUGGUUCAACUCUUAUUAUCAGCGUUUAA
Molecule: messenger RNA, 246 nt
Organism: Strongylus vulgaris
Lineage: Eukaryota; Metazoa; Nematoda; Chromadorea; Rhabditida; Strongylidae
Source: the annotation of a GenBank genome assembly